CCCUCUGAAGGGUCGCUCCGGUCUGAGAUGGAGCUCCGUGUGUAGACGGACUCAUGACAACUGGGUGCACUUCUUUUACGCAUGUAGUUCUGUUGUGGAACUCUGGAAGAAGUUUGCAUGGCAACAAAUCCCUCAAUAUCUUUAGAAAGCAAGAAUGAAAAUAAGAUGUGCCCACUACACACAUAGAUUCAGGCACAGGUGUUUCCUGUUUUCUCUGUCUUUGCUGCUGGUGUGUCUGCUCAAGCUUGUCUACAUCAAAGUGACAGUGAGGGGAAGCAUCUACAUUGAGCCCUAUGAUGUCACAGUCGGUCUUUCGAGAAUCCAUACCCACAGAUAUGACAUCAACUGCACUGCAGUUUAUGAGCUUGACCCUGUGGAGAUAGGCAAGGCCCUUGAGUUAAAAGGGAAAGCUAUUGUCGAUGUGGAUGAUGAUAGCACUGUGAGUUUGACAACCGACUGUCCACCAUUUAUCAAAACAAGGGGGUACAAUAAUAUUCCUGUGUGGAAUGAAGAACGGAGCUUCCCCUUGGCUUAUUCCCUGGUGGUGCAUAAGAAUGCACCCAUGGUCGAACGGAUACUUCAUGCCAUCUAUGCACCUCAUAACAUUUACUGCAUUCACUAUGAUCAGAAGUCCUCUCCAGCCUUUAUAAAAGCCAUUCAAAAUUUGGCUCACUGUAUUCCAAACUUGUUCAUAGCCUCAAAGUUGGAGUCUGUGGAAUAUGCUCACAUCAGCCGGCUCAAUGCUGACCUCAACUGCCUUUCUGACCUGCUACGAUCAGAGGUCAAGUGGAAGUAUGUCAUCAACCUAUGUGGCCAAGACUUCCCUCUCAAGACAAACUAUGAGUUGGUGAUGGAGCUGAGGGAGCUGAAUGGCAGUAACAUGCUGGAGUCUAGCCGCCCCAGUGAACUCAAGAAACAGCGCUUCCGUUUCCGUCAUGAGCUCAAGAACGUGCCUUAUGAGUACCAUCGUAUUCCUGUCAAAACCACAGUGGCCAAAAGUGAACCUCCUCAUGGUAUCAAGAUGUUCAUUGGAAGUGCUUAUUUUGUCCUAUCAAGGGAUUUUGUGGAUUAUGUUAGCACCAGCAAAGUGACAAUGGACUUUCUGGCAUGGUCUACUGACACAUACUCACCAGAUGAACACUUCUGGGCCACUGUUGUCCGGAUCCCUGGUGUCCCUGGACAUAUUCCAAGGUCAGAACCAGAUAUUACAGACUUGAAGAGUAAGACUCGACUUGUAAAAUGGAACUAUUUGGAAGGAAAUUUGUACCCUCCUUGCACAGGAACACACAUGAGGAGUGUUUGUAUUUAUGGAGCUGCUGAACUCCGCUGGCUCCUGAACUAUGGCCACUGGUUUGCUAACAAAUUUGACCCAAAAGUAGAUCCAAUCCUUAUUAAGUGUUUGGAAGAGAAGUUGAUAGAAAAACGUUAUUAAAUCCAGAAUACCAAAGUGAAUAAUUUAUUUUUCAUUAGACUUGAUCCAAAAUUAGAGAUUUGUAAUAACAUUUGGCUAUGUGAGUAUAGUUAAAGGUAUUCACAUAGCCAUAGCCAAUAUUGUUUCACUAACGUUAGUUUUUGGUGUUAGUUGCCUGUAUUUCAACACUAAUAGUAGUUAGUCUUGGGUUAGAGUUAGGGUUUCAAUGCAGGUUUCCUUCCAAAUUAAUUUCAAAUCUUUUCAAAAUCUGAGUUUCCAUUCACUAUUGUGCAAAUAUUGCAAGAAUAUACAACAAAUCAUUAAUUUAAUCAUGAAGAUUAAUAAAUAUUCAUUAACAGAAUAAUAUAACAGCUGAUUAAUCAUACUCCUUGCUUAAAAUGUUUCACAUGAUAAUGUACUUCUAGAGCUGCUGAUGGAGGAGCUGAGCAAGAGACAUUUGUCAAAAACCUGAAGAAGGCUUUAAAUUUUGCCUCCUGAAGUUGAUUGCGUGUUUCAAGGACUUUUCUGCAGUUUGUCUAAGGCUUUGUUCAUGUAUCAAAACUAUUGUUUGCUAAACCUGGUCCCUCUGCCAUCAGAAAUUUUGCUCAGAGUUCCUACAUACACAGUGUAUUGUGGCUGUUAAUAUGGUUAGUAAUGGUGUUAGCUAGUGUCAACAAGCAACCAGGUCUUAGCGCACAACCAAAAUCAACACAGAAUUCACCUCUGAAUCAAAAUCUUUCAUAUUGAACCUUUAAAAUAUAGGCACUGACUGAUUAGGGAUGAAUAUCAUUAGGAUUUUAUUGAUACUACUAGCCUGCUCUUAUCAAUACUGCAUAUUGAUUCUGUAACAGUACUUUCACCAGGACUUUUUUCAGGUUGGAGUUAGGGUUACAAGUAAAAUAAAAACAGAUUUAUUUGAUUUGCUUUGUUUAAAAUUAAUUAUCAUAGAUUCUGAUUUGUGAUAGUAAUGUGAAACAAAUAUUAGAAAUAAUUAUUUACAGCAAAAGAAAGUCUUUCAGGGCAACACAGUGGUGCAGUGGAUAGCACUGUCACCUCUGCAUGGGUUCUGUGUGUGUACUACAGCAUCCCCACACCAUCUACAGACGGGCACUAAUAGGUUCAUUGGUUAAUCUAAAUUGCCCAUAUGUGUGAAUGUGAGUGAUUGGUUGUUCGUCUCUAUAUGUCAACCCUGUGAUGAACUGGUGACACAUCUAGGGUGCCCCCCACCUUCUUCCAAAUUGUAGCUGGAAUAGGUUCCGGCACCCCCACGAUCCCUUUCGACGAUUAAGCGGUUUAGAAGAUGAAUGGAAAGUCUUCCAUUCUCUCAUUCUUAAUCAUUUUUGAGAAUAAACUGAAUGCAGGACUUUUUUUCAUUAGUAUUUUGACAGUGUUGUAAUUUGCCUUCAGCCUCCAGAUCUCACAAUGUACCUGCUCUGUUUUCUGAGACUAUGAAUGACAGAUCAGAUUGUGCUCUGGUCAUUUCAGAUUGAUUUCUCAACAUAUCCAUAGUGAAAAAAUAGCUUUUUGCUGGUCACUUUUAAUCUCCAGGGUUAGGUCUUGGCUGCUAAUGUACAUUUAGCACACUGAAUAACACUAAAUGUAUGCUAGCAGCCUUUAAUACAUAACAAUCGCAGGGCAGAUCAACUAGCAUUACAUGCUGAACAAUCAAUAUGUGCAUUUCUUGUUUGUACUUGACAGACUUUCUCUGGGGUUUCGAAGAGAUCAGACAUUUUUCUGCCCAAAUAUGUGAAAAACUUGUUGCUCUGUGUCCACGAAUGAAGUUUCCACUUUCCUUUGUUGUUCUACGUGAUGACCGGGUGCUGUCUGUAGGAUGUCUGUGUGUGAGCUACAGUAACAGAGAUUGACCUGCCCAUUAGAGAUCCAAACCCAGGUCGCUCAUCAGGACCAAAAAUCUGAAAAAUGCAAAGACAAGUCUCACUGAAAAACAGAGGUAGUGAGGAAACUACAGGACAUCUGUCUUCGAAUUUUCUCUCUCCACUGUUGCUAUCAAAUUCAAUAACACUAUUACUACUUAUACUGCAGUCUUUAACUUUUUGGCCCCAGGACACUUUUAGGAUAUUUAACUUUUCCUAAUUAACCAAAUCAAAUCAAAUUUUAUUUAUACAGCGCCAAAUCAUAACAAAAGUUAUCUCAUGACACUUUACAUAUGGAGCUGGUCGAAACUAGACUCUCAAUUAAGACUCCCAAUUAAGUGGACACGCUGUGCUUUGUUUGAUUGUAACUGCAUGUUACACUUAAUUAGCAGAAAAUACCUUUUCAUAUCACUCCAGUGUGUGUUAUUCUUUGUUUUUCAGGAAAUUUUAUGGACCAAAAAGGGAUUUGGAUCAUUUAGGGAAUUACAUUUAAUCAUUACAUUUUUCUAAAAUGAGCUCUUCCAGAAAAUGCUUUCUUACGGCAAGUGCCACUUAAAGCCAGAUUCAUAUACUGUAUCAUCUUUGAUUCAUACUGAGCCUCGAAAUACCAGAAACUCCCUUAUUGUGUAUAAAUGACAUUAUCCAUAACAUUUCAUGUAGUAGCUUUUAAGAAGUUUAGAUGAAUGUGCAAUGUUGCGAUGUCUGAUAAACUAUUUAUUUAUUUCUAAA
Messenger RNA from Sphaeramia orbicularis (orbiculate cardinalfish), 4014 nucleotides. It is a transcript of the gene gcnt4a, whose product is annotated as glucosaminyl (N-acetyl) transferase 4a. Bases 155 to 1432 code for a protein of 425 amino acids. NCBI's taxonomy places the organism in Eukaryota, Metazoa, Chordata, Actinopteri, Kurtiformes, Apogonidae. The transcript is spliced from 3 exons. Gene Ontology annotation, cellular component: membrane. Gene Ontology annotation, molecular function: acetylglucosaminyltransferase activity. The record is from RefSeq and is a predicted model, not a curated record.